AUGUUGAUAAAUGUAUUGCGCAGGCCAAAGCAAAGAGCGCUCAAGAAGUUAGAAGAGCUGUAUUUUAUUGCAGAAAAUUGUCGACGAUCGGUUACCGGAGAGGAAUCUCUUGUCGAUAAACGCAAAGAGUUUUGGAUGAAAUGUGGUGUCUUUUUCCCACCAUUUUAUCCGAGUCCGAAACCAGCUCCCCGAAACGCUUAUGAACGAAUGUUCACUCACGGCACUAGAGAAAACGAUCUUAUACGCAUUGUAUCUAGUUUCCUUCUCUGUGAAUUUGUUGGUCUGUUAUUCUUCGUUUCUAUUGCUCUCAAGUAUUCCGUCUUUCCCAGUCGAUUAGGAGUAUAUGUAAGUAUCGUUGUGCAGUUAAUAUUAAGUUUGAUGAUACCAUUCCCAUCCAUUCGAGCCAUUAUCCUGAUUGCUGCAGUCAAAUUAACCACUAGCCGUCUUCGUUCCAUUAUUCUCAUGUUUAUAAUAGUAUGGGCAUUUCAAAUAUCAGCAACUAAUACAACUCGUAAUUUGCAAAUGCUCGCAGAAUCUGCUGCUUGCGUGAGUGACUCGGCGAUUCAAAUUGGUAACAAACUUGUUAGUGAAGUUAAUAUGCAAACCAAUAAGCUUUCACUAUCAGGAUUAAAAGAACAAGGUCGUUUUUUCAUAAAACAUCUUGAAAUUUUUCGAAAUACCAUGCGCAAGUUGCAAGAUAUUGUUGUUAAGUUCGGUAAGCAGACAAAGGAUUACUUGGUACAGUUGCUCACAGUUAAAGAAUAUUGCCAGCGAUUCUUCAUUGGUCCCUAUUACUUUUGUCUUCGAAUUUUUGAUGAGAGCGCUCAGUAUUGUGAUCGACUUACUCUGUAUCGUGGAUUACCAGUUUGUAAAUUUGUGAAGGAUAUGAGAAUGAUUUGUGAUGCGGCACGAUUUGGUGAACUGGUUUGUGACAUCCCAGAGAAAAUAAAAGAAUCUCUGAAGUCCGGCUUUCUAACAUUUACUAAGGAUAAAAUGAAAGCUGCUAUGAACUCUGUUGUGAACGAUUACAAUAUCAGUUUUCUUGCAAAAGAGGCCAGAGCGGCAAAAAAAUCGUGGGAUGAAUUUGGGAUUUCGCUGAAUCAUACUAUUGAAGACAAUCAUACGCAAACGUUCCAACUGGAAAAAAUGAAGGAAGAACUGGAAGGAGUCCUGAAUCAGUUCGGAGUUUUUGUGGAGAUUUUAUCUACGACAAUUAGCUUUAUUAUUCCCAAUUUAAUCAUUAUAACUUUCCUUAUGGCAUUAGUGUACGUUAUAAAGUAUAAGCAGAAGGAGAAAGUGGAUAACGUCUACAUAACAGGAGAAUUUCGAAAUGUUGAUAUGCUGCGGGAAGCACAAGGGCAACCUUCUUUACUUCCACUGUUACCCAAAGAACGAGAAACAGCUGCGGGAGAAGGUUUUUUGGCAAAACUCUUGCAAAGAAUUCUUCAUAUAUUUCAUCCGAUCACAGGAAGUCAACAUAGCGAUAAUGACUGGAGACAAUGUUUUAUAGAACCGAAUCCACCAGAUUUCCAGCUGAUUCGGCUAAUGAUGCUCUUAUAUUUAAUUGCCUUUUUACUUUGUAUUCUGCAGGUAUAUGUAGUAAGAUGUCGACAUUUGAUUGCGCAACAUUAUUGGCCAGAAAGAACAAAACCACGCACUUUAUGGUUGUAUAAUCAAGUACUCGAAGGUCGCAAAAAUAUUUUGACACAAUUGAUAAAAGCUGCCAAGGAAAAGGAGCUUAAAGAUCAGCUGGUUGAAGAUGAAAUUAGCGGACGGGGAAAUCUUGUAAAUCGUGGCUUGACGGUGUUAGGUGCUGAUCAAUACAGAUGUGUCAGAUGUUUUCGAUCAGAUCUCAGUAUCGCCGAUGCAAGAUUAGUUAACUCAUAG
Molecule: messenger RNA, 1887 nt
Organism: Brugia malayi
Lineage: Eukaryota; Metazoa; Nematoda; Chromadorea; Rhabditida; Onchocercidae
Gene: Bma-spe-42
Product: Histidine-rich glycoprotein precursor, putative
Exons: 15
Coding region: 1-1887 (628 amino acids)
Cellular component (GO): membrane
Source: RefSeq, a predicted model, not a curated record